Molecule: messenger RNA, 567 nt
Organism: Rotaria sp. Silwood1
Lineage: Eukaryota; Metazoa; Rotifera; Eurotatoria; Philodinida; Philodinidae
Source: the annotation of a GenBank genome assembly
AUGAAGAUCAAUGGUACUCGGAAAAAAAAAUGUUCCCUUCAAACAGGUGAUGUAUGUCCAUGUGAAGAAAUAUUCUUUAAAAAAAAUACAGAUAUACCUCUUAGAUAUAUUUAUGUUGAAGGCCAUGGUUUUUUUGUUAACAAAGGGAUAAUAAAUUAUAAAAUAAUAUCCAUAGAAAAACCAAGUGAUAAAUUAUUUGCUAAAAUUCCAAAGAAUUGGAUGAAUAAUUGGACAGAUCUUAAUCUUGGGUUGGAUUUUAUACUUCCAAGUCCAAUAAUUAAGGUAAAUGAAUGUGUAAAAAUUCAAAUUUGUUUGACUUCACCAUUACAUCGAGUAGAUGAAAAUGAUACAAUGAUUCUUCGAUGAAGAACAACGUUUAAAAAACCAAUGAAAAGAAAAGAAAAACAACCAAAACCUAUUCCAUUAAAACCAUCUAUUAUCCCUUCUACUAAAAUAUCAGCCGAUCUCAACAAAAAGGAACCAGAACAAAAGUUUUCUUAUGAUGAUUUUGUACGUAAUGCAUCAUUCAAAGCUAAUAAAUCAGUGAUGUCAACAUCAAAUUCUUGA